AUGAACUUCACGCAGUACUAUAACUUCCAGUACUAUAGCUUCCAGUACUAUAGCUUCCGGUACUAUAGCUUCCAGUACUAUAGCUUCCAGUACUAUAGCUUCCGGUACUAUAGCUUCCAGUACUAUAGCUUCCAGUACUAUAGCUUCCGGUACUAUAGCUUCCAGUACUAUAGCUUCCAGUACUAUAGCUUCCAGUACUAUAGCUUCCAGUACUAUAGCUUCCGGUACUAUAGCUUCCAGUACUAUAGCUUCCAGUACUAUAGCUUCCGGUACUAUAGCUUCCAGUACUAUAGCUUACAGUACUAUAGCUUCCAGUACUAUAGCUUCCAGUACUAUAGCUUACAGUACUAUAGCUUCCAGUACUAUAGCUUCCAGUACUAUAGCUUCCGGUACUAUAGCUUCCAGUACUAUAGCUUACAGUACUAUAGCUUCCAGUACUAUAGCUUCCAGUACUAUAGCUUCCGGUACUAUAGCUUCCAGUACUAUAGCUUCCAGUACUAUAGCUUCCAGUACUAUAGCUUACAGUACUAUAACUUCCAGUACUAUAGCUUCCAGUACUAUAGCUUCCAGUACUAUAGCUUCCAGUACUAUAGCUUACAGUACUAUAGCUUCCAGUACUAUAGCUUACAGUACUAUAACUUCCAGUACUAUAGCUUCCAGUACUAUAGCUUCCAGUACCAUAGCUUCCAGUACUAUAGCUUUCAGUAG
Procambarus clarkii (red swamp crayfish) is the source of this 708-nucleotide messenger RNA. NCBI's taxonomy places the organism in Eukaryota, Metazoa, Arthropoda, Malacostraca, Decapoda, Cambaridae. The record is from RefSeq and is a predicted model, not a curated record.